UUUUUUUUUAAAACACUGUCGUCACAGUUCGGUCAUAUCUUUAAACGAUUCAAGCUAGCCUAUCAUAGCUGUUCCCCCAUUCUUCUUUCCCCUUCACAUUAAAACUACCCUGGACAAUGGACACAGAUCAAGCAAACAGACAACCGCCAUUGCCCGCAAAGCUGCGUUGGAGACCUUAUGCUAAUGGCAGUAACAAGAAAAACAACACCAAAAUAAAAAAGGAUGACCAAUCACGAGGGACUCGAGGUCAUGCCAAAGCAAUGGCUCACAAAAUGCGAGGCCAGCAGUAUUACACCGGUAAAACUCAAAACGCGCCUGCGGGUAUCCAACUACAAUGGGACGAGCCUGAGACUAUCGAAUCGAUGAGUCAUGGGGGGCACCAGUACCACCAUCCUUUCCAUAACGGUGACCGGUCGCGUGAUACCUCACCCAGUUCUUCAAGCUCGGGUUCGAGUUCAGCGUUUUCAGCACCAGCUACAGCAACAGCGAAACAGGGCAUCCGCCCUACGACAACGAACAGCAUCUUCGUUGGCAAUGUAGACAACAUCAGCGCCGGUACUAUGCAAAAUCCUGUAUCUUCCUUGCCAUCACCUGCUUCUCCUAACUCGAAGUUGCCGAAUACUAGGCUGGAUCUGGUUGGUGGGCAGUCGGAUCUUACAAAGUACAUGGCUACCAUUCCAGACUUGACAAGAAACACCCUUGUACAGAAGGAUGCUCAAUCUCUAAACUCCAUGACAUCUGAUACUGCCUACCAGAUUGCCUUGAACGCCCUGUUUCAAAAUCAGAAUACGAGGCCACCGUCUAACCCCUUUCACACACCUGCAGGCUAUGGACCAAACGGUAUCACUAACGCCACUACAACAGCAACAACGAACAAUGCUAAUGCUCCCAUCAUCAACAACGGUAUUACUCCUACCACUAACAUUUCUGUUGCUCCAAUCGCCCCUUCUAUCCCAACUUCCAAUAUUUUUAAUCCUCCAAGCCUCAAUAAUGUUUUCCUUUCUGAUCCAAAUCGAGCAUUAACAAAUCAAGAGCUGCUUGGUGUCUCAAAUAUCGACGAAUUACUACUCUCAUGUGGUCUCGCACAAAAUAACGUCAACAACAACGCCCACGCCAGCGCUUUUUUGAGUAAUCCACAGACACUCGCUUCGCCUGCAGACACAGAUCAAUCAUAUAGCUCAUCACCUAUGCCUCCGUUACUCGACUUCCGCAGUAAUAGAAACAAUGUAUCGCGCGCUACUUCACCGUCGUCAGGAGCAUUUUCCCCAAUGGCUCUUACAAGCACAGCCUUUGAGACGCUUCUGUCACAACCGGUUGUUCCACAACAGAGUUACCAACAGCAAGGGCAGCAACCAACGCCGCAAGCGAUGAGUAUGAAUACUGAUUGUAAUUCAAUCAAGGAUGCCACAUAUAACUCCUUACUUAAGGAGUUAUCAUCUCCAUUCGAAUACAUUUCAAAGAGUGGAGACUCUACAGUAAGUAAUGUGCCAACUGCAUGGCCUUCACUGUUCCCCAAUACCCUUUCAGAGCCAGAUGCACCCCUGGUCAAGGCAACUCCUCAACCAAUAACACAGCGAAGCGAGAUUGGGACUCAGACUGAUGGACUAUACCAGCCACCGCUUACACCAUUGUCCACAGAAACACCAACGUCAUUCAACGGAUCACCUUUAUCUGCUUUGGGUCUCUCAGAGGAAGGGCUUGAUCCUGACUGGUUGAGCUUCUUGGAUGAGGCAUCACCACUAUUUAAUGACAUUGAGACGCCACAGCCAUCGCUUUCUGACAUCGAGAUGAAGACAUCGAGUCAAAAUGUCAAUAGAAAUCCAAAUAGGACACAGUAUGAUAGGACCUUCUGGAAUUGGGCCGAGCAAUUGCUCAAACCAGGGGCCAUGACUCCUACAGUUAGUCGCAAUGGGUUCCCGGGCACGGCGCCAACGAUGACAAAUGUGAUCCCCAAUGGCAGCAUUAACAAUGGCGGUCUCGUUAGGACCUUGCACGGGUCCAAUCAACAGAAAAAUAAAAAAUCUUUUGGUUCUUCUGGGAAUGUACCUGGAGAUCUCACCGAGAGUCAAGGAGCUAAGACAAAGCUUGAGAGCAUCCAGGCAGAGAGUCAAAAUGGGGAGCUUGAUGACAUCAACGGGGGAGGUAACAAGGAUGACAAGGGCGUCAAAUCCAACGAAUCGGACAAGGAGAAAGCGUCUGCAUUUGAGCGCUCAGUCGUUAAGGACAAGGAAGAGGACGCCAAUCUGGUUGAGAAGAGGUUUGAUGGGUUCAAGGGACUUAUAUCCCUCAUCAGGUCGCUCUGGAUCAGUGAUGACGAUGACAAGUGAAGAAAGAAGUAAUUUUGACUUGGGUACUUGGCGUAAUCGAU
Messenger RNA from Lobosporangium transversale, 2368 nucleotides. RefSeq lists its product as hypothetical. Lineage: Eukaryota; Fungi; Mortierellomycota; Mortierellomycetes; Mortierellales; Mortierellaceae. The transcript has a single exon. The record is from RefSeq and is a predicted model, not a curated record. Bases 117 to 2327 code for a protein of 736 amino acids.